CACACACACACAGCACCACACAGACUAGUGGAAGCUGUCUUCCACACACGCAGAUACCGUUAGUCAUGCCAGAGAUAGAGCUGGCUCAGUACAGGACAGCCAGCAAACAGUAGAAUCAGAAAAUAAAGGGAUUUAAGCCAUGGACGGAGACAUGGAGGACAGCCUUUCUCCUGUUAUCAUGGAGGUGUGGAGCUCAGCUUCUGAAGAAGAGGAAGAUGAGAUAAGUGCUUCCAGCUUGGUGGAUGAAAUAGUGCAAGAGGAGGGAAAAUGCCCCAAUAACAAUAAUAACAACAACAACAACAACAACAAAGACAGCCUUUGCACUGAGGUGACACAAGUGUUGUCCUCAGACAGAGUGGGCCAGGUCACCAAGACGUAUCAUGACAUCAAAGCAGUCACCCAUCUUCUGGAGGAGAAAGAGCGGGAUCUGGAGUUGGCGGCCCGCAUUGGUCAGUCCCUGCUGAAGAAAAACCAAGAACUGACAGAACGCAAUGAAAUGCUGGAUGAGCGGCUUGAAACCGCAAAGGAAGAGAUCGCUCAACUUCGCCACGAGCUCUCGAUGCGAGAUGACCUCCUCCAGUUCUAUGCAAGCACCGAGGAGAUAGAGAACGCUCAGGCACACUCACCAAUCAAAAGGAAUGAAUCAAGCAGUUCUCUCAGCAACUUUGUUCACUAUGACUUUUUGCAGCAGAAACUAAAGAGUUUAGAGGAAGACAACCGCAAACUGAAAUUGGAGGCCAGUGAGCUCUCAACAGAGACAACCAACUACGAGGAACAGGAGCAGGAGCUGAUGAUGGUGUGUGUGGAGGAGCUCUCGACGGCCAACAAACAGGUGGUCGACCUCUCGGAAGAUCUGGCAAGAAAAGUAGAGGAUACUCUCCGACAGCAGGAAGAGAUCAGCUCAUUGCUUGCGCAGAUUGUUGACCUACAGGCUCGCUGCAAAGGGAUCACCCACGAGAAUGAGGAGCUAAACCAACACCUGAGUGCCUCCCGUGAGAGCGAGUUAAAACUACAAUCAGAGCUCAAGGACUUGCAGGACAAGUACUCAGAGUGUGAGGACAUGCUCCACGAGGCACGGAAGGAUAUUAAAAACCUGCGGAACAAGACUCUGCCCAACAGCACGGUGCAGCGGUACACGGCUCUGGCCUCCGUCCUUCCCAUGGACUGUCUGGCAGCAGAGAUAGAGGGCACCUUCCGCAAAGGCCUGGACACCCCAGCGCCGUCAGAGUACAAGAACCACCCGUGGCGCGUGUUUGAAACAGUGAAGCUGAUAAACAAGGCUGGGAAGUCGAGGUCUCAGUGCCACUCACCAGGGCUGCCAGGCUCCAGCCCAGUGUCUGCACGCUCCAGUUGCACCAGCACGCCCAGAACCAGCUACUACGGCUCAGAUAAUGCCAGCUUCACCCUGGAGGAAAAGCCCAGCUCUGCACCUGCUUUGAAAGAAGACAACAGCGUUAGUGAGCCAAAACGUCUGGGUCAGCCGGGCACACCCGGAGGCCAGGACCUUGAAGCUGCCCUGCACAGCCUCUCUGCCCGCCAGCAAAGCCACUCCUCUGACCGGCCUUUCUUUGACGUAGAGCGGGAACGAAAACUCCGUGCCUUAGCGGAAAACUGUGAGGAAGGCGAUGGCUCCAGUGGCUUUCUGACACCAAAUUACAGCCUUGCCUCCAGCCCAGCAGCAUCGACAAGCACCAACUACUCCAAUGGCAGCUCACGGCACUCUUGUGGGUCCUUUGGAGGAUCCAGGUCCUACCUGCCUGACCGGCUGCAGAUUGUUAAACCUCUGGAAGGUUCGGUGACCCUGCAUCAUUGGCAGCAGUUGGCCAAACCAAAUCUGGGGGGCAUCCUCCACCCCCGUCCAGGCGUCCUGACUAAAGACUUCAAAGAGCUUGAGGUGGACAUUCAGCAUGUCUACAGUCUUAAUGACCUGGAGGAGGAUGAGCCGGACCUCUCACAGCUCUCUGGUGCUCAUGGUUUGGUCUCUCCAUCGGGACCCAACCUCCCCCAGACCUCUCCCAUACAUACCAUUACCACCUGCAAAGCCCUCCAAUCCUCCCCUCUCAUCCCCUCCUUCUCCACUAGCCUUCGCUCUUUCGGCCUGCCGUCUCAUCGGAGCAGUGAGCACGUGAGCACUUCUUCUCCCUCCCACUUUGGCCUCACCACCAAGUCCACCACAAAUGCAUCCACAUCCACUUCAUCCCUCGGACUCCUGCAGCUUCUGCAAGAGCGCGGCAUCUCAGCCUGUCCUAAUUCCUACAACCUGCGCUAUAGCCGUAGUGCACAACCUUCACGUUCCACAGUAAACCACAAAAGUGGCGACUCGGACAAAAAUGGAGGGACAAAUGUUUUUAGCUUGAACUUAUUGGAGAAGCUUCAGAGCCUCGGGCUGCACAGGGUUGCAGCCUGGGGGAUGAUGCCGGGAAGGAAAACAGAGAGAAGCAAUUCAACGUCUUCCAAAAGUGUGAUGAGCUCCCCACUUAGUCCUCUCUAGUUCACCAUUGUGACUUUGCAUUGAGCCAUGCAGUUCCACUGUGCAGUCCAGGACCCACCACAGCACCCGUGUCUUGUAAAGAAAAGCCACAGAAUGUGUUAGAGCCAUACUUGAGCUGAUGGUAGCGUACACCUUUUCUAUGAACUCGUAAACUGUAGUGCUUGUUUGUGAGACGUUUUCAUCUCAGGACAACCACCUGAUCACCACUCAUGUGCUGCUUUUCACACAAAGAAGAAAUCUUUUUUUUUUUUUUUUUACCAUGUUUUGUGAAUGUAAUUUUACAAUUGUCCCAAUAUUAGGUUUUAAAAACCUCAUCACAUGUUCUCACUUAGUUUUUUUUUUAGUUUCCAAAGUGAAACAUCAGUUAUGUGUAAAUAAUUGUCAUUUGAUAUUUAAAUUGAGAUAUUUAAAGAAAAGACUAUAUGCAGUAAAUUACUGUUGGUUGAAACCACAGAUAAGUCACACUGAAGAACAUUCAAAUGCACUUCAACACACUGGUCGUCCUGCUGACACGCUGCUUCACGGAGAAAAGCAUGCUGUAUUUAAAAAAAAAAAAAAAAAGUUAUAUGUGCUUAUCAGGAAGCAAUGCAAAUCCAUCUGCUCCAGAUUGCAGAAUAACCGAAGUGGACACGAGGGAUUUCUGUCAGCUGUCUGCCCUGGAGUUAGUUCAUCACCUGCCCUCACACACCUCUUCUGCUGGGUGAAACCUCACUGGAACCAAAUACGGUUUGCUGUGCUACAGUACAGCCAAUGAAUGGAUGCAACACGAGUCCUCACUGUCCACGCUCACUGAGCAUCGUGUUUGUACAAAUCUUCUGUAUUUCUUGCCAUCAGGAAUAUUUAAUCUACUGGGAUUUUACCAAAAUCCUGUUCAACAUUUAUAUUGAUUUCUUAAAUAUGUUAAUGUUGAUGAAACUUGCAGCGUGGUCAUUAUUAUUUAAACAGCAUCUUACUUUCUGAACAGUUGAUCAUAGAAAAAAAAGGCAUAGGAUACUGCGGAUUUUAAAGGGAAGAAAUCAUAAACGUGGUAUAAUAAUUUGUGUUCUGACUCAAAUCAGCCAAACUACUGUUUCACUCUGUUAGCUGUACAUCUGUGUGUGUAAAUUGUACCUCCUGCGAAUAAAACUUUUCAUCCAGUA
Messenger RNA from Cololabis saira (Pacific saury), 3630 nucleotides. It is a transcript of the gene hap1, whose product is annotated as huntingtin associated protein 1. The record is from RefSeq and is a predicted model, not a curated record. Gene Ontology annotation, molecular function: signaling receptor binding. Gene Ontology annotation, cellular component: dendrite. Gene Ontology annotation, biological process: anterograde axonal transport of mitochondrion; neurotrophin TRK receptor signaling pathway; neurogenesis. Lineage: Eukaryota; Metazoa; Chordata; Actinopteri; Beloniformes; Belonidae. The transcript is spliced from 14 exons. Bases 140 to 2491 code for a protein of 783 amino acids.